Rotaria sp. Silwood2 is the source of this 651-nucleotide messenger RNA. NCBI's taxonomy places the organism in Eukaryota, Metazoa, Rotifera, Eurotatoria, Philodinida, Philodinidae. The record is from the annotation of a GenBank genome assembly.
AUGAGUAAUCAGACAAAAAUGAUAAUUAUUACUUCAAAUGAAGAUAUUAUUCAUCAAUUAUGUUUGAACAAAUCAGAAAAUACUCGUAUCAUUGAUUUAGAUGGAAACAAUGCAACUAGUUCAAUACCUAAGAAUAACAAUAAUUUAUUUGACCUUACUUUUCUUGCUCAACUUUCUGAACUUAAUUCAACAAAUGAUCAAAUGUACAAACGAGUUCUUGAUUCUCCUCAAUGUAGUCGAUCAAAAGUAGCGAAAAUGUCAAAAAAAGAAAUCGACCUUGUUUGUGUUAUUUGUGGAGAUCAUGCUAUUGGUUUCAAUUACGAUGUUCUUACAUGUGCUUCAUGUAAAGCAUUUUUUCGUCGUAAUGCUCAACAUAAUCUAAAAAAAAUUCGUUGUCGGACAGGACAAAACCAGUGUUCGAUUUUUCAUGAUAGUCAUCGUAAAUGUCAACGAUGUCGACUAGAAAAAUGUUUUGCUAUGGGAAUGAGAAAAGAUUUUAUUUUGAGUGAAGAAGAAAAACAAAAACGACGAGAACGUCUUGAAGAAAAUCGACAAUUGUUAAAUGAACAUAAAUAUUCUACAGAAUUGAUUUCUUCAUCAACUAAUGAACAUCUCUCAGAAUCACUUAAUGAAAUUGAUCGUGUAAGUUAA